Molecule: messenger RNA, 369 nt
Organism: Linum trigynum
Lineage: Eukaryota; Viridiplantae; Streptophyta; Magnoliopsida; Malpighiales; Linaceae
Source: the annotation of a GenBank genome assembly
AUGGCGGGGGUUUUCGAUUCUGGUUCUGCGCUUCUCGCGUGGCUUCUCUUGGCAUCGCUGCUGGUGGCGAGUGUGACGGCGGAGCCGCCGGAGGAGGAGAAGCAAGCUCUCCUCUCUUUCCCCUCACAGGUCCAACAAGAGAAUCGUCUCCAAUGGAGCACCAACAAUUCCUCAGUUUGCAGCUGGGUUGGAAUCGAGUGCGACGGGAAUCAGUCCUCUAUCCACUCCCUCCGCCUCCUUGGUGUCGGGCUGGUGGGGUCGAUUCCGACAAACACGUUGGGAGGAGGAAGACGAUACAGAAUAGAUUUGGCCGACAGAGCUCUCUCUACUGUGAGAAAGAGGGGUGAGAUUAGUUCAUUAGUUAUUUAA